UUUAUGUCGACGAUGUAGAGCUAAGUUGAUGCUGGUUAAGCUAACGUUAGCACCAUCCUUCAAAGCAAGCCAUGAACAGCAGCGCAGAGAGGAAGUUUGUCAACUUGAGAAAGCGUCUAGAUCAGCUGGGCUACCGACAGCCACUGGGGAUAGAGUCACUGCCACUAGUGGAGAAAUUGUUCAGUGACCUGGUUCACACCACUGAGAGCUUGCGCAAUGCCAAACUGUCAGCCGGUAAGACCGAGAAAGAAAGCCGAAACUUUGAUGCUGUUCUGGAGCCGUACAGGACAGAGAAUGCCCGGGUGGUCAGGGAGAACAACGAGCUGCACCUCGAGGUCCUGAAGCUGAAGGAGGACAAGGAUCGUGUCACCAGAGAGCUCAAGACCCACAUCAGAAAACUGGACCAUGAGACAUCUGACCUGAAGUUUUUAAACAAUCAGUAUGUGCACAAGGUUCGCUGCCUGGAGAAGGAUAGCAAGGCGAAAGCCGAGCGCAUCCAGCAGCUCCAGGAGAAGAACAUGCAAGCUGUGGUGCAGACACCAGGUGGGAAGAAGCGCAGUAUUCCUUUCAGACGUCAGAGGAUGCAGAUUGAUGAGCUCACAACUCCCUCCUCCAUAUCAGCUUACCCUGUGUCGCAGCCUGACGAUCCGUACAUAGCUGACCUGCUGCUGUUAGCGGACGGAAGAAUUCAUGAGCUACAGGAAGACAUCAUAAAGGUCAAACUGGACCUGGAGAAUGCUCAAGAAUAUAUAAAACACUUAAACACACAGGUGGAGGAGAGGAACAAAGAGAUCGAGCGUCUGAAUCGUGUUCUCCAAGGAGGGCGGCCUCAUGAUGUCAUCUCUCUCGAGGCUCAAAACAGCAGCAACGAGAAGCUGAUUUCUCAUCUUAACCUUCAGAUUGAGUACCUGCAGGAGACCAAUAGGACGCUGGAGCAGAAGGUAGAAGGACUGCAGCAGAAGAAGAAAGACGCCUCGACUGAAGUGGCUAAUCUGUCUCUGAAGAACCUGGAACUGUGUGAAGAGCUGACACACAUAGACGACCUCGCGAAGCGGCUGGAGAUGGACAAAGAGCGGGUGUUGGAAACCGCUGACAUGGAACUCCAAGAAACUAAAAAAGAAAUUGAAAGGCAACAGAAAAUCAUAGAAGACUUGGAGGAUGUAAUCACAAAUACAAGGAAGGAGCAGGCUGAAGGUGAAUUUGAAAGAGACCAUCUCAGAGAUCAGCUGGUGGAGCUCAAAGAGCAGAAUGAGAAAAUGGAGGGACUGGUGAACUUCCUGGAGGAUGAGAAAAUCAGGCUCCAGGACAAGAUGGAGAAAAUGAUGGCAGCUGACAAAGACCUGGUGCUGGAGCUGGAGACCAUGCGGGCUAAACACGGUGUUUGUGGAAGGGAACGCUCCCCGUCACGUCUGGACGCAUUUGUCAAGAGUCUAGAGGAGGAGAGAGAUUACUAUCGCCUGGAGGCUGAGCGCUACAAAAGAGUCCGAGGGGCCGGUGGUCUGGACUUAAGCCCGAGUCGUAGUCCAGGAAGAGGCAGAAGUCCGAGGUCCAAGGUAACAAGGGGAAGUAUCGCAGAAGCAGAGCUGCUCCGUGUCAUGAAGGAAAGAGACGAGCUGAAGGCCGCUCUGCUGGACUUUGAGAAGCACAUGGAGGACAUCCAAAACAACGUGAAGGCCCUCUGCACCGAGAGAGACCAGUUCAAAACCCUGUUCAGACAGGCUCAGGAGGAUUUACAGCUGGCCCGCAGCACGGAUAAGUCAGCUGACGUCUUGAAGCUGCAGGAGGAGCUCAGACAGGCAGAAAUCACCAUCGAGCAGAUGAGCGUUGAAAGAGACACACUGAUGGAGAGAUUAAAGGUUGCCCAGACUUCAGCUCUCACAGACAGACAGGGGGAGGAGAGCAGGAUUCUUGACCUGGAAAAUGCCUUUAAGAGUUUGGAGCAGGAGAGACUAGACCUGCGGUCACAGGUGUGUCUGCUGAAGGAGAGCAGGGAGGCUGUGGAGGAGGAGCUGAAGGUUCGGUCUGCCGCUCUGGUCCAGAACGCAGAGGAGGCGGCCCAGCAGAGGGCCGAGUGUAACGCUCUGAGGCUGCUGCAGGAGCAGAUGGAGCAGUCUCUGUCUGACACCCAGCACAGGCUCUCUGUGAAGAUGAACGAGCUGCACGCUGCCCACGGGCAGAUCCAGAAACUGGAGGAGAGAAUAGGGGAGCUGAGUCAGCGGGGCUCCAAGCACAAGGAGGACGUGGUUGUUCUUCAGAAGUCGGUCUCUGCCCUGGAUAGAGAGAAAGAUGCUCUCCAGGAUGAAGUUGAUCAAAAGACUGAAAAGCUGGUUGCUCUGCAGGAGGAGCUUUCCACGAAGGAAAACACCCUGGAAGACGUGAAAAUCACUGUUACAACGAUGGAGAGCUCAGUAGCUCAGCUGCAGGGGGCGCUAAACAGCAGAGAGAGGGAGAUCACCAGCCUGAGGAGGCAGCUGGACGCCUCUCAGGAGGAGCUGGCUGGACUCAGGAGAGACAAAGAAAUCACCAUCAGAGAGAACAGGAGGCUGCAGGACGACCUGGCCACAAUGACCAGGGAGAACCAAGCUGUUCACAUGGAGAUGGAAGAGGCUUUACAUGAGAAGGAUGAGCUGAAACUGAGAGUCCACUCCUACAUUUCUGAAGUGUCCAGAAUCGAGAAACUGAUGGCCACAAAGGAGCAGGAGAACAGGGACCUGCUGGAGAGGUUCAGGAUGGCUCACUCUGAGGUGGAGGAGCGCGAGCAGAAGCUGCAGCAGGCUGAGGGCCUCACGAACUCCAUUCGCCUGGAGCUGCUCUCCUCAGACACAGAACGCAGGCACCUCCGCGACACUGUCGGCCACCAGGAGAGAGAAAUCCAUCAGCACACGCAGGCCCUGCAGGCUUAUGAGGCCCAGGUAUCUUCGCUGGUUCGCGGGAUGUCCCGAAUAGAGGAGGAGCUACACAAAGCUCAGGAGGAGAAGGCAACUCUCCUCUCAGAUGUGGCUUCAGUCAGGGAGCUCUGCGUCAAACUGGACUCUGGCAAGGAGCUCACCGCACGUCAGCUCACCUCCAAGAGCAUGGACCUGGAGAGGGUGACAGGAGAGCUGGAGGAUGUUCGGUCAGAGGCGGAGCUACUGAAGAAGCAGCUGGCCAGUGAGAGGUUGACCGUCCGUAACCUUGAGACGCUGCUCUCCACCAAUCGGCACAAGGAGUUCCAGACUCACCUGACAGCCAGCGAGAGGGAGUCGGAGCUGAAACUCCUUCGUGACAGACUCACGCUGGCUGACAGCAAAACUGCGGAACAUUCCCGGGAGGUGUCCCAGCUCCGUGGUAAAGUGUCUCAGCUGCAGACGGAGAUGGAUGUUCUGAAAAGACAGCUGACCACUGAACGAUUCGAACGAGAGAGGGCGAUCCAGGAGAUGCGCAGGCAGGGUUUGUCCUUCUCCUCCCUCAGCAUCUCCUCCGGUUCUCAUCACAUCUCCCCGGAGCGCUCCAUCCUCCGAAGUCUGGAACGCUCCAUUGACAAGUGCGCAGACAAAAGUGUGAGCUUCAAGGAUUAACAACGAGACGGGGCAAAUGAAGGCGCCGAUGAGUGAGUCAGAAACCACUAGAAGCCUGUGCUUGAAGUCUGAAGUCUGGACGUGAAUUGUGAAGGUCUUUAUAAGUCUGAGUAUUAAUUAGUCUGUAGGAUACCUCGGUACAACUUUAUUCCCCGUCUAUCCUGAAGCACCCAGGAUGAAAUCAUGCUCACUAAAGCUCACAUUGGAACAGACUGUUACAUAACAGGAGCCUCCUCUCUGUCAGUAUGUUGUACAGCCACUGAUAGAAUUAGGACUUAACUUAGUGCCUUAGAAAUUAAUUGUUCUCAGCAACUAUAACCUCACACGUGUAGCAAGGGAAGUGUUGGUUCAGCCCUGUGGUUCUGUGUAUUAUGUUUAAUA
This is a messenger RNA of Seriola dumerili (greater amberjack), 3938 nucleotides long. RefSeq names its product centrosomal protein 135 (gene cep135). The record is from RefSeq and is a predicted model, not a curated record. Lineage: Eukaryota; Metazoa; Chordata; Actinopteri; Carangiformes; Carangidae. Bases 72 to 3557 code for a protein of 1161 amino acids. The transcript is spliced from 26 exons.